Chenopodium quinoa (quinoa) is the source of this 3463-nucleotide messenger RNA. Its product is annotated as inactive protein kinase SELMODRAFT_444075-like. The coding region runs from base 1000 to 3159 and encodes 719 amino acids. NCBI's taxonomy places the organism in Eukaryota, Viridiplantae, Streptophyta, Magnoliopsida, Caryophyllales, Amaranthaceae. The transcript is spliced from 11 exons. Gene Ontology annotation, molecular function: ATP binding; protein kinase activity. The record is from RefSeq and is a predicted model, not a curated record. Gene Ontology annotation, biological process: protein phosphorylation.
AAUACUAAUACAAUUAGGCUAAUAAACAAAGAAACGAAAAGGUAGAGUUGUCCUAUUUGAAAUUGAUGAGACAAACACCAACACAAAUAACAUACACAAUCUCAACCCUAUGUUCAUUGUCUCCUCGACUACACCACCACUCCUCUCUAUUUUUUUUUUUACCGUUUUUCUCUCUCCAACUUCCAUUGUUUUUGUUUCAUUUUUUUUACUGCAGCUGCUUCUUCUUCUUCUGCAACUUGUAAUCCCUAAACUUAAUUAUUUCCAUUUCUUUGUUUUCUUCUAUUUUCCUAUUUUUCUCUCUCCUUAAAUUACUGCUUCUUUGUAGCUUCCCCAUUCUUCGAUUUCCUUCCCUUUUUUGUCCUGUUUUCUUCCCAUCAAUUCCAUCAGUUUUUUUUUUCCAGAUAUUCUCAUCCCAAAAAAAAAAAAAACCCAUUUUUUUGAAUUUCAAAUUUCCUAAUUAAAGCCCCUUAUCUUCUUUUCCCUUUAUUUUUCUAAUACCCUUUUUCAUCUUCCUUCCCGCUUUUUAUUCUCUUCCCUUUUUCUCAACUGUCAAAUUUUACUCCCCUGAAUAUGAUGAUACAAGGAGAGAGUUGACUGACUGAUUGGUUGGUUGAGGGAAUUCAUAAAAUAUUUGGAGUACAUUCAUCUGGACUUUCAUGAUGCUCUGUGUUUUCCUUCAUUGAAGCUUCUGUUCUUGUGAAACCAACAUUACGGAGUACAUUAUAAUUAUUUUCUGCAAUUUUACACAAAAUUGUUGAGAAAUUUUACUAAAUUUGGAAAUAAAUAUUAGUUGAACAUUUUGUGGGCUAAAUUUAGUCACUGUUACAAAAUAGUGUACUGAAUUGGAGGGUUUUGAAGGAAAUCAAAAUUUGUGGGUACCCAUUUGGAUUUUUAGGCAUAAUUAUUAAGGGGUUGUUUGAUUCAUAAUUGUGAUAAUUGUAGUGAAGAAAGAAGAAAAGGGAAUUGGGUUUUUGUGGUGUUUUUUUUAGGAGAGAGAAAAUGAGUGUGCAACAGCAGAAAAGAGAGAAGAAUGAAAAGAGUUCAUCAUCAUCUGAAGGAGUUGAGAAAGUUUUGGUAGCUGUUAAAGCUUCAAAGGAAAUUCCAAAGGCAGCUCUUGUUUGGGCUUUGAGUCAUGUUGUUCAACCUGGUGAUUGUGUUACUCUCAUUGUCGUUGUUCCUCCUCCUAGUUCAGGUAGGAGAUUAUGGGUUUUCCCAAGGUUUGCUGGGGAUUGUGCUAGUGGUCAAAAGAAGUUGUUUGCCGGUACGAGUUCGGAGCAAAAAAUCGAGUUGACAGAUUCUUGUUCACAGAUGAUUCUUCAGCUACAUGAUGUCUAUGAUCCUAAUAAGAAAAAUGUGAAGAUUAAGAUUGUGUCUGCCUCUCCUCCGGGAGCUGUAGCUGCAGAAGCGAAGAAGGUUCAGGCGAAUUGGGUUGUGUUGGACAAACACCUCAAGCAGGAAGAAAAACGGUGUAUGGAUGAGCUCCACUGCAACAUUGUGGUCAUGAAACGAUCUCAGGCGAAAGUGCUUAGACUAAAUUUGGUCGGAUCACCAUCAACGGAGCUUCUUUUGUCUGGUCCAUCUGGUGACCAACUUGAUGAGGUUAGAGGGCCUGUUGUGACACCAAGCAGUAGUCCUGAGUUAUUUACUGCGACUGAAGCAGGAACUUCAUCUGUGUCGAGCUCUGAUCUUGGGACAUCGCCUUUUGCUCCAUCCAUAAUGAGUGAAAAGUUGAAGAAGAGUGAUAUGGUCCUUAUAAAAGAAAGUAGAAAUCUUUUAUCAGACUCAGAUUCAGAGGAUGAAGACUUUUCUCCUUGCUCAACAAGUUCGGGAGUUAGGCCUUGGAUGGGCGAGUAUAUACUUUCACAUUUACGGUCAUCUCAGAAGCCUGAAAAGAGGCCUUCUAUGAAGUCUUCACAGAAGUAUUCUGAAAUUGAUAGGGAUUCUGGUAUUGGAUCUCGAAGAUAUAAGCAUGAUCUAGACUAUAGUGGUAAUAUGAGAGAAGCUAUUUCUUUAUCAAGAAGUGCUCCUCUUGGACCUCCCCCGCUAUGUUCAAUUUGCCAACAUAAGGCACCGGUUUUUGGGAAGCCUCCAAGGUGGUUCAGCUAUGCUGAGCUUGAGCUUGCUACAAGCGGGUUUUCACAGUCAAAUUUCUUGGCUGAGGGAGGUUAUGGAUCGGUCCACAGAGGGAUACUACCUGAUGGUCAGGCUAUUGCUGUGAAGCAACAUAAAUUGGCGAGUUCACAGGGUGAUGUUGAGUUUUGUUCAGAAGUCGAAGUUUUGAGUUGUGCUCAGCAUCGGAAUGUGGUUAUGCUUAUAGGCUAUUGUAUUGAAGACAAGAGGAGGUUACUGGUUUAUGAAUACAUAUGCAAUGGAUCCCUGGAUGCACAUUUAUAUGGACGGAGUCAGCCCCCUUUGGAAUGGUUUGCUCGGCAGAAGAUAGCUGUUGGAGCUGCUCGAGGAUUGCGCUAUCUACAUGAAGAGUGCAGAGUAGGCUGCAUUGUUCAUCGUGACAUGCGUCCAAACAACAUUCUACUCACUCAUGAUUACGAACCAUUGGUGGGGGAUUUUGGCUUGGCAAGAUGGCAACCUGAUGGAGACACUGGAGUCGAAACAAGAGUGAUAGGCACAUUUGGGUAUUUAGCUCCAGAAUAUGCACAAAGUGGGCAAAUCACAGAAAAGGCUGAUGUCUAUUCCUUUGGUGUUGUACUCGUAGAGCUUCUUACAGGAAGAAAGGCGGUUGAUCUCACUCGACCUAAAGGCCAGCAGUGUCUUACUGAAUGGGCACGACCCCUCUUGGAAGAGAGUGCUAUUGAGGAUUUAAUUGACCCUCGUCUUGGUAACCGGUAUUUAGAACCAGAGGUUCUUUGCCUGAUGCAUGCUGCUUCCUUGUGCAUUCGGCGGGACCCUCAUUCCAGGCCUCGAAUGUCACAGGUCCUGCGCGUACUAGAGGGUGACAUGUUCAUGGAUUCCAGUGCUCUGUCCACACCAAGACAUGAUGUAGGGAAUCGCAGUGGAAGAAUGCGGCAUUUGGAGUGCGAAUCAUAUAGUGGUCCAUUACGCAACGAGGAAACGGAAGUAUACACGGGUAGCUUAUCUCUUGAAUCACUAAGAACAGCUUUGUGGGAAAGGGAAAGGCUUAGGAAUUCAACAGACCAUUAAGAAGUGAAAAUUGGUUUUGCAGGAGUUUUGGUGCAGGGUUUUCUUUUUGGGGUUAUUGAUCUAUAUAUUUGUUCUUGUAUAUAUGGAGGUGACUAGGUGAGGUUAAGGGUAUUGUAAUCCGUUUUGGGGAGGAGGGUAAAAGCUGCUAGUUGUUAAUAUACAAUUAUGCAUUUUGUGUAAUCGUACUAUCAUAUACCAAGCAAGUGAUUACAAAUGAAAAUGCCGCUUUUGAGAAUCUUUUGUUUUCUUGAAGAAUUAAUACUCCUGUUCGAUAAUUUCUUCAAAAAAAAAAAAAAAAAAAAAA